UCCGCCCCACUCAACGAAAUCCUUAUGUGCAACAUUCCCCAUUUUGCAGCAGCGUGGGCUUCACUUUAUUUGGACGGGAUCUGCAGCUUUUAAAGGGGAAACCGGGAUGGAUUUGUACGUGGUUUCUGUUUUAUUUGCAAGUGUCCUCAUCGGGCCGCUCGCCAUCAGGACUUUCUGCCCGUAUCUGUGGAAGGAUGUGCAGUAUUUCGGAGUUCUGCUGCGGAUCUUGGUGAAGUUCGCCUCCAGGCGCAGGAGGAGACCUCUCUUCUCUGUCUUGGACCGUUUCUUGGAGCAGAGCGCGGCGCGCGGGGACAAACCCUUCAUUGUGUUCGGGGAGGACACUUUGUCUUACUCGGUCACGGACGCACGGAGCAACAAAGUGGCCAACGCUCUGCGGGCCCAUCCCGGGUUCAAGGCCGGAGACACCGUGGCUCUGUUCAUGGGGAACGAACCCGCCUUCCUGAUAACCUGGCUGGCGUUGGCUAAGCUCGGAUCCCCCGUGGCUCUGCUCAACCACAACAUCCGCACCAAGUCCCUGCUGCACUGCUUCAGCUGCUGCGGGGCCAAGGUGCUGAUAUCUGCCCCGGAGCUGAAGGAGGCAGUGGAGGAUGUGCUGCCCACGUUGAUGGAGCAGGGCGUCACCGUCCUCCUGAUGACCACACACUGUGACACGCCGGGAAUCGAGAGCUUCUCUGACAAAGUGGAAGAGGCGCCAGACGAGCCGCUCCCUCGAUCCCUCCGAUCUCACAUCACCUUCAAGAGUCCUGCCGUCUAUAUCUACACCUCUGGAACCACAGGUCUCCCGAAGGCGGCUGUGGUCAAUCAGAACCGUCUCCUGAUAGCUCUGGCGAUUCUGUCUUCAAACGGCGUAACGUCCAGUGAUGUCAUCUACGUCAACCUGCCUCUGUACCACACAGCGGGCUUUCUAAUCGGCUUCAUUGGCUCCAUUGAGACAGGUUCAACCAUCGUCCUGAAGAGGAAGUUCUCUACCUCUCAGUUUUGGGACGACUGCAGGAAACACGGUGUGACCGUCGUCCAGUACAUCGGAGAGGUGAUGCGUUACCUCUGCAGCACAGCAAAGAGAGACAACGACAAGGAGCAUAAAGUCCGACUGGCCAUCGGUAAUGGAAUCAGGGCCGACAUAUGGAGAGAGUUUCUCAGCCGCUUUGGCAACAUCAAGGUCCAAGAGUUUUAUGCCUCCACUGAGGGAAAUGUGGGAUUUGUCAACUAUGCAGGAAAGAUUGGAGCCAUCGGACGUGUCAACUACUUCCAUCGGAAGCUGUUUCCCUUCACCCUUAUCAAAUACGACACAGAGCAAGAUGAAAUCGUCCGAGAUGCUAAUGGCCUCUGUGUGGAGUCGCCCAGAGGUGAGACAGGACUGCUGGUGUCGAAGAUCACAGACAUCGCUCCUUUCGUCGGCUACGCUCAGAACAAAGACCAGACGGAGCGGAAGAAGCUUCGGGAUGUUGUGAAGAAGGGAGAUCUGUACUUCAACAGUGGAGACCUCAUGAGGAUCGAUGAGGAGAACUUCAUUUACUUUCAGGAUCGUGUUGGCGACACGUUCAGGUGGAAAGGUGAGAAUGUGGCCACGACCGAGGUGUCGGACAUCUUGACCAUCAGUGACUGUCUCACAGAAGCCAACGUUUAUGGAGUCCAAGUGCCAGGGCAUGAGGGGCGGGUAGGUAUGGCAGCUGCUACUGUGAUGGAAGGCGCCGAGUUUGAUGGAAGUAAAAUAUACAACCACGUGGUCAGCUACCUGCCCUCAUACGCCCGACCUCGCUUCAUAAGGAUUCAGAACGCCGUGGAGGUCACUGGCACCUUCAAGCAGCUGAAGGUGCAGUUAGUGGAGGAGAGUUUCGAUCCAGGACGUAUCCGGGACCCUCUUUAUAUCCUCGAUGAUAAAGAGAAGAGCUACGUUCCGCUGACAGAGCAGAUCUACAGCUCCAUCACAUCAGGACACAUCAAACUAUGAGCAGAUGUGGUCACUAACCGACUUUUCCGACUAUAGUGGCAUUGAGUUUUUUUUAAUGAACUUCCAACUCAGGGAACAAACCUCAAACUAUGUGUAUAUGUGAAAAAUAUGAAGAUAUAAAGACCAUGUUUAAAAACAGUACACAGUCGUUGAGGGUGGAUUUGUUAGGGGUCAGUCUGUAGGAGGAGGAGGGAGUUUGAUAUAAUAAUAAUAAAAAUAAUAACAUUAUUUGUAUAGCACUUAUCUAAACAAGGUUACAAAAUUACAAAUUCGUUUGUAAUAAAUGAUAUUCUGUCACAACAUAAGGGGCCUAGCUGUUGUUUUAAAAAGGUGUUUCCCUUGCUGCCCCAUUACCACAGAGACCUUUUCUAGUUUUGAGGCGGCACCGCUCCGGUCCUUGGUCUAGCUAUUUGGCCAUUAGUCCUUCUCUCACAGAAGAGUACUUGGUUUUGAGGAAAGAUGUGAGUGACAUGUGAUACUCGGGUGGAAAACCGUUUUCCUAUUUUUUAGAACAUCUCUCAGGGGCCAUAGAUUACUGAACAAUAAUCACCUACAAUAAUAACCUGCUUACGCACACUAACAUCUGGUGUUUGUCUGUAAUGGGAAUUGAUACAAUCAUAAUUCACUCCAAGAUCAAAUGACUCUGCAGUAAAAGUGGAUUUUUAUCAGCUCUUUUCUUUAUUUUGGCACCAUUUAUUUCAGCGGAUUUUUGUUUUGUAAUCAGAAAACCAAAAUCAGGAGGUGAGCUGUUUACAACUGUGCCAACUCUGAACAGGGUUAGAUUCAUCCUAGUUUAUUUUGUUUUUGCAACUCAUCCCUUUUUAUGCCUUUCUCUUUUAUGCUCUAUAGGAUUAACGGCUGUCAUGAUCCUUUUUAUUGUUUCUGAGUUAUUUCUAUGUCUGUUAUGAAUUUGCCAGAGGCCAGAUGCAGUGGUUUUAGGUUACAAAGACCAAACAUUUAUAUUCAUGUGCCACUACCUGUACAUAGGAAUUACUCUCAUGAACAUUAAAGUGAUUCCGGUUGU
Pleuronectes platessa (European plaice) is the source of this 2996-nucleotide messenger RNA. RefSeq lists its product as uncharacterized. The transcript has 10 exons. Gene Ontology annotation, molecular function: long-chain fatty acid transmembrane transporter activity; long-chain fatty acid-CoA ligase activity. The coding region runs from base 107 to 1972 and encodes 621 amino acids. NCBI's taxonomy places the organism in Eukaryota, Metazoa, Chordata, Actinopteri, Pleuronectiformes, Pleuronectidae. The record is from RefSeq and is a predicted model, not a curated record.